AUGAUCAGAAAAGGCUAUUGCUCUUGUAAUCUUCCCAUUCUCGAGUUCGCAGGCAACUUUUUCAUUGAAGCCAUCAUUGAAACUGGAAAAAUUCUCGAGAAGGUCAUAUGUCCAGGUUUGCAAGCUUUGGACAUGGUGAUGGCCAUUGUUAUGGCAGCUAUUCCGCCACCAGGAAGGGCCAUCACUGGUGGGAUGAUGGCAGCAAUCAGAUCCGCAAAAGCAUACAAGUACGCUUGCGAAGCACAAGAUGCUGCUGAAUUAUGGGCAGAAUUCUUUCUCAGCGGUACAAACUUUGCAGGAAAAGCAGGAUGCGGUCCGUUGAUACCCACGAAAGCAAAUCUCAUCAAGAGGGCUUUUGAUUCUCUCUCUGACGCUCCUGAUGAAUUUAUUCCUGGUGGCAUAAAUUACGAGGCUUUCCCAUGUCCUUCAAAGGGCUGUAAAGGCUGUAAAGGGCCUAAAUGCCGAAGCAGUAACGGGAAUGGCGACGAAAGUGACUCCAACACGAGCGCCAAACCCUCUCCGACCGAGGAUGGAUCCUCGACGACUAUAAAUUCCCCAAGUCAAACAACCUCCGCUGCUACAACAUUGUUGGUAUCGUCCGCUCCACCUAAAACAUCCCUUUUCACGCUCUCUUCCGCCUCAUCUGAAAGUACCCAGCCAACCAGUUCGACUACUUCAUCAGCAACUCCAAGUCAGACGCUUGAUUGUAAAGCUUUAGCAGCAUUAGCAGCUGAAGAUGAAGUCCCUGAAAGUAAUUCUCGUAGACGAAUUUAUCCGAUUGAUCUCAGUCUGCAUCAUUUACACAAGCGUUAUGGUCCAAAGACGGUAAACGCAUGUAAAAUAAAGUUUUCGAGCUACAGCUACCCCUCCAGCGGAGAAUGGGGUGAACCCCCGCCAAUCUCACUGAAAAGAUAUGGGUUCAAUCAAGAAGACUCAUGCGACGAUUACAAGUUCGACACGCCUGAUCCCAACGCCAAGUAUGACACGGAGCAUAUCCUUGAGUGGAAGAUCGUUGGAGGAUUCUUUACCCAAAUGGGAAAAGAUGUUACAACGGAUUUUCCACAUCCUGACCCUGAGGAGGCCAAGAAAGGGGUUACAGUCAAGUUUUGUUAG
Bipolaris sorokiniana ND90Pr is the source of this 1113-nucleotide messenger RNA. RefSeq lists its product as uncharacterized. The coding region runs from base 1 to 1113 and encodes 370 amino acids. The record is from RefSeq and is a predicted model, not a curated record. The transcript has 2 exons. NCBI's taxonomy places the organism in Eukaryota, Fungi, Ascomycota, Dothideomycetes, Pleosporales, Pleosporaceae.